Phialemonium atrogriseum is the source of this 845-nucleotide messenger RNA. RefSeq lists its product as uncharacterized. Gene Ontology annotation, molecular function: ferroxidase activity; iron chaperone activity; 2 iron, 2 sulfur cluster binding. Lineage: Eukaryota; Fungi; Ascomycota; Sordariomycetes; Cephalothecales; Cephalothecaceae. Gene Ontology annotation, cellular component: mitochondrion. The record is from RefSeq and is a predicted model, not a curated record. Gene Ontology annotation, biological process: intracellular iron ion homeostasis; iron incorporation into metallo-sulfur cluster. The transcript is spliced from 2 exons. The coding region runs from base 117 to 749 and encodes 210 amino acids.
CCAAUCCAUUCGAGACGAAACACCCUCCAGGGUAAUAAAUCGCCGAUCUCAAUUAGCGACAUAUCAAGGCAAGACUCGCAGCGGGGCAACCACUCUAAUCAGCUGAGGAUUGCACGAUGGCUCGCUCAAGUUUGACGAAGCUCCCACGAAUGGCCAGCCAUGGUCUUCGGACUUCGCUUCUCUCUCGCGCAUCUCCUUCGCUAUCAGCCCUCUCUAUGUCCCACCGGUUGCUCGGCCCGCCCUUGGGCCCUGCCGCAACCCCUCGAUUCGUCUCCUCGACCUCCAACCACAGGAAGGGGAUCAUGCCCGAGACCGACGAUCCUAAACCAAAAGAGUCUGCGAAGACUAUCGUCAAUCUUGCCCCGGCUACUAUUACAGAUGGCGAGUACCAUCAAUUAGCAAACGAGUAUCUCGAAACCGUCGUCACCCGGUUUGAGGAACUCCAGGACAAACAGGAAGGGAUCGAUGUGGAGUACACUGAUGGAGUCUUAACCCUCGAUUUCGGAUCCCAGAUUGGUACUUAUGUCGUGAACAAGCAACCGCCCAACAAGCAGAUCUGGCUCUCGUCGCCCAAGUCCGGCCCGAAACGAUACGACUGGGUCAUCGUCGGCGAAGGACAAAAUGACAAGCAGGGAACGGCGGUGGGCGAGUGGAUUUAUCUGAGGGACCGCUCCAGUCUGAGCAAGCUCUUUCGGGACGAGCUCGGCAUUGACCUGGGCUUGCCGAUUACGGAUUUUGGCAAGUCAUGAAGCUGUAGGCUGAGGCCUAGUUGGCACCAUGCUCUGGCGCCCUCGUGGAAGGAUUUUGAGCUCCGUUCUGGUGAUAUCCAACAAGUCUUUGCUUCG